AAGCUGCUGAGCUGGGGUUUGCACCUGACUGGACACCUUCCUGCUCAGUGCAGACCCCACCAUCACCGGGAGCCCUCUCUUUGUGAACAGCCAUGCCCAUGACAAAGAGUGCCUGUGGUCCCCAGGGAGCUGUUGACCUCAAACUGGACCUCAAAUCCUCUUACGAAAGUGCCAAGAAGUUGCAGAACAAGGAUUCCGGUUUCUUGGAUGGAAGCCCUUCUGAGUCGCCGGACUCAGAGACGACCAAGGGCAUAACAGCAUUCCAGACCUUGGUUCACCUGGUGAAAGGUAACAUAGGCACAGGGAUCCUGGGACUACCCUUGGCUAUGAAGAAUGCAGGCAUCCUGAUGGGCCCUCUCAGUUUGCUGGCUAUGGGCUUCAUCUCCUGCCACUGUAUGCACAUCCUGGUCAGGUGCGCCCAGCACUUCUGCCACAGACUGAACAAGCCCUUUAUGGACUACGGGGACACGGUGAUGCAUGGACUAGAAGGCAGCCCCAGCACCUGGCUCCGGAACCACGCCCACUGGGGAAGGCGUAUGGUGAGCUUCUUUCUUAUAGUCACCCAGAUGGGCUUCUGCUGCGUGUACAUUGUGUUUCUGGCUGAUAAUUUAAAACAGGUAGUGGAAGCGGUUAAUAGCACAACCAACAACUGCCAUUACAACGGGACAGUGAUCCUGACGCCCACCGUGGACUCUCGACUCUACAUGCUCGCCUUCCUGCCCCUCCUGGUGCUGAUAGUCCUCAUCCGGAACCUCAGGGUUCUGACCAUCUUCUCCCUGUUGGCCAACAUCACCAUGCUGGUCAGCUUGAUCAUCAUCACCCAGUCCAUCAUCCAGGGAAUUCCAGACCCCAGCCACUUGCCACUGGUAGCAAAUUGGAAGACCUACUCGCUCUUCUUUGGAACAGCCGUUUUUUCAUUUGAAAGCAUUGGUGUGGUUCUGCCCCUGGAAAACAAGAUGAAGGAUGCCCGCCGCUUCCCAGUCAUCCUGUCUUUGGGAAUGUCCAUCGUUACUGCCCUCUACGUCAGCAUCGGGACUCUGGGCUACCUGCGGUUCGGAAACGACAUCAAGGCCAGCAUAACCCUUAACCUGCCCAACUGCUGGCUGUACCAGUCGGUCAAGAUCCUCUACAUAAUUGGCAUCCUGUGCACCUACGCCCUGCAGUUCUACGUCCCUGCAGAAAUCAUCAUUCCCUUCGCCACCUCCCAGGUGUCAAAGCGCUGGGCACUGCCUCUGGACUUGUUCAUCCGCUUUGCCAUGGUCAGCCUGACAUGCAUCUUGGCCAUCCUCAUCCCCCGCCUGGACCUGGUCCUCUCUCUGGUGGGCUCCCUGAGCAGCAGUGCGCUGGCCCUCAUCAUCCCACCCCUCCUGGAGAUCACCACCUACUACUCAGAGGGCAUGAGUCCCAUCACCAUCAUCAAGGACGCCCUGAUCAGCAUCCUGGGCUUCGUGGGCUUUGUGAUGGGGACCUACCAGGCCCUGGACGAGCUGAUCCAGUCAGAAGACCCUCUCACCUUUUCCAACUCCACCAUUUUUGUUCAGUGAAAAUGGCACUGCUUCUUACCCACCAGCACCUGACAUUUAAUGAUAUAAAUCUCUUUUAUAUGCAUUAUCUAUAUUUUGCUGCUUUACCUUUCUCUGGGUCAAGUCACAGUGAAACAAGCACGGACUCACCAGCUACAAGGUCUAGAUGGUAAUUUAAAAAUUUUUUUUUAAUUUAUUUUCUUUCCAUCCCUAGCUUUCCACUCUACUGAGAGCUCUCUCACUGAAGGCUCUUGAUUCCAUCCAGCUUUUUGGCAAUUCACACGAUCAAUUUCACACCUUGAGUGGGGCUAUGCAAGAGGAAGCCACCAGGGGGCAUCCAAGAGGCAGCAACUGACAGAAGGAGGUGCAGCCAGCUAAGGCUGAUGGUGAUUUGGUAGACAAAGGGUGUCCUCUUUUCCAGAUCUGUUUAAAGAGCAAAGAUUAAGAAUGGGGACAUAAUCCAUAAUCCAGCAAGAUGUGCACAGCUCCAGCGUCAAGAUGGAUAGGAUCCACAGGUCCAUGGUGAGCUGCAACUCUCAGACAGAAAGGAACCACCAUAUUUAAGUCAAGGGCAAUAAACUUUCUAAACAACUGGAUAACGUUUUGGCCCAGUUCAAACAUCUCAACAAAGGACAGUUGUCACAGAAAUGGAUGUGCCAAUGGCGGGGGGUGGGGGGUAGGGUGGGGAUGGACAAUGAUUAUUUCAUUAUUUAUCUCGAUUCUUUUUUUUUCUUUAACCUCUUGAUUCUUGCAACAAGCAUUCUUUCUUACCUACCACGCACCAAACAUAGUUCAAAGUUCUUGUAAUAGUUUGCAAAAAUGGUGACAAAUUCCUCUUGACAAUGUGACGUUGCAGCUCGCAUCAAGAAGUGAAAUCUAUAUCUCUACCCCUUGAAUCUUGUCUUGGCCUUGUAACUUGCUUUGGCCAAUGGGACAUAGUAAAUGUGAUGCAAGCAGAGGUUUCGUGAUGGCUAAUGCAUUGGAACUUUCAUCGUGAUGCUCUGUGGAGAUAAGAGCACCAAGUGAAGAAGCGGGGCUAACCUACUGGAGGAGGAGAGAUCAUGUGGAGCAGAAAUGAAUCAUCCCAGUUGAGCCCCAUCUCCCAGAACAGCCAGCCUGCCGACUUCAAGACACGUGAGUGAAGUAUCCUAGACUAUAUACAGCCCCAGUCAAGCUGGCCCGGACCAUAAAUAUUGCUCAGAUGAUCCACAGAAUUAUGAGAAAUAAUAAAUGUUUUUAGUUUUAAGCCAUAA
Molecule: messenger RNA, 2776 nt
Organism: Eubalaena glacialis (North Atlantic right whale)
Lineage: Eukaryota; Metazoa; Chordata; Mammalia; Artiodactyla; Balaenidae
Gene: SLC36A2
Product: solute carrier family 36 member 2
Exons: 10
Coding region: 93-1544 (483 amino acids)
Biological process (GO): L-alanine transport; proline transmembrane transport; proton transmembrane transport
Cellular component (GO): vacuolar membrane
Molecular function (GO): L-alanine transmembrane transporter activity; L-proline transmembrane transporter activity; amino acid:proton symporter activity
Source: RefSeq, a predicted model, not a curated record